CCAUCAACUUAACUGAUCCGACAAUUCUGGGCAAAGACAUCAAACAGUCGCCCACCAUAUGGUCGCGCCCUAUGCCGCUGGCCUGGUAUUUCAAGACACAGUGGGAACGGGAGUACGGAAACAACGGGCGCUGGAAAGAGUACUUCUGUCUCGAUUGGUUCCAACAGGAGUCGUACGCCGACCGGUUCGCCCAAGUGGUGUCCCGGUGCCCCUGUACUCUACAACAGGCCGAGCUGGACAGGGGUCGCUUCUCGCCCGACCUCGAGUGCAAUGUCAUUGACCGCAAUUGCGAUACUUUCCACAGAGGGGCCGAACACUGCCUCAAGACUGGACGGCCGUCAAUCGGUGGUUCCGGACAGACCUGUUGUUACGACGACUACAGCGAGCUUUUACAGACCGCUGACACUAUGUAUGGCGGCAGACCCUCCCGGGCCCAUAUUUAUGGCAAACAUCCCUUUAAGAAGCAAAUGAUGAUCCCAGCGCUGUCCGAAUGGCUUCACGACACAAUGCCCUUCUUCUUCUGCUGCAAAUGGCAGGGCGAGGAGGACAACACCGACACGUGUCAGAUGUAUAACUACUGGCGCACAUCGCAAGACUGCUCCUCAUACCAGGCGCCGGCCAUCGGCUCCGUGUACGGCGACCCACACUUCAUAACCUUUGACCGAUACAACUACACGAUCAACGUUAAAGGGGAGUACACUCUGGUGCACGUGGACAACGCCAUUCACAAACUAGACGUCCAGGCCCGUUUUGAGCAGGUGCCCCGUAAUAGGCGGACUGACCCCCCGCUCAACGCCACGACACUGAUGGCAGUGGCCGCGCGCGACAAUAUCUCCUCUAUAGUGGAGUUCCGGUUGAGACCAGUAGCCGCUCGUCGGCGGUACCAGAUGUACGUCAUUGUGGACAAGGAGUAUGUGUUUUGGUGGGACGAGUCCAUGAGAUUGCAGAACUUUAAGGGCGUGACCCUCUACCAGCCCGCGGGCAUACAGAAUAUGUCGCACGUGAUCGCUAUGUUUGACUCCGGGGCCGGUGUGGAAGUGAUGACCGAUGGCGGACACCUCACUGUCCACGUGUAUAUGCCCUAUACGUUCCUGAACGGGACGGGAGGGCUGUUAGGUUUAUAUUCGCGUGACAUCCGGGACGACUUUACGCUGCCUAAUGGGCAACAGAUAUCACUGCAGAGCACUCAGGAGGACAUCCAUUUUCGGUUCGGGAAGGCGUGGCGAGUGCAGGAACGGGUG
Messenger RNA from Oppiella nova, 1241 nucleotides. Lineage: Eukaryota; Metazoa; Arthropoda; Arachnida; Sarcoptiformes; Oppiidae. The record is from the annotation of a GenBank genome assembly.